GCUAUUCCCGCCUCAACUCUUGAUUGCCUUGCACUGAUAGCCCGGCACUUACGACCGUUUAGGCAAGACGACUACUUUCGUACCGGUGGAAAAAUACCCGACCGGGCAUUCUUGGUCCGACGUGCUUGUGCACAGCUACUCCACUUUUCGGAUAUGCAUUCUGUCGACACCAACACGAAAGAGUCUUCACGGAAAAGCCUUUCUAUGGACGAUCAAGACCAGAUGUAUCCACCCGCGGACACGGUCCGGUCUAGAGCCGCAUUAAUGCCUGAACAUGGCCCAAUAUGCAUCUCGAACUCGCCAUACAAGACUGCUUUCAAGUCCCUUGCGACGACUCUCUUGGCUGCUUUGCUUCAAGCCCCUACACACCGUCUUUGUGCCAAACUGCUAGAGUCGCUCUACCUCGAUAACAGCUUUUCCCAAGGCUCGCCUUCUAUGAGUACGCACCAUGGCACCCUCUUCCACAUCCUCCUCAGCACCCGCUGGCCCUCGCACCCCCAGCCUGGCCACCGAACCUGAAAAGCACACUCAGUACGCGCCCAUUGUUCCCGAACACUCUCAACAUGACCAUCUGCAACUCCAACGCACCAUCUCCAGCCACCAGGACAUGGCCAAUGUCCAAUAUGUCGUGACUGGCGAUAACGAUGUCAUUUACAACAAGUUUUCGGACCGUCGCAAGUUGGUCAUUGUUGCUGUAGUUUCUUUCUGCAGCUUUCUCGCGCCCAUCUCGUCGACGACGGUACUGUCUGCCGUUCCCGAAGUGGCGGCUACCUUCAACACGGACGGCUCCAUUAUCAACGUGUCCAACGCCUUGUACAUGCUCUUCAUGGGCCUUUCUCCGUGCUUCUACGGCCCCUUUGGCAACAUCUACGGCCGGAAAUGGGUCUCGGUAGUGAGUGCUGCUUUAUUCACGGCCUUUUCCAUCGGCACGGCUCUCGCACCGAACCUGGCUGCGUUUUUCGUCUUCAGGGUCCUGACUGCCUUCCAAGGCACUGCGUUUCUGGUGAUUGGAUCAGCCGUGAUUGGAGACAUUUACAAACCGACUGAACGCGCAACGGCACUUGGUUGGUUCCUCAGUGGCACACUCAUCGGCCCAGCCGUGGGUCCCCUCAUCGGCGGCAUCAUCGUGACCUUCCGCAGCUGGCGUGACAUCUUCUGGGUGCAGACUGCUCUGGCCGGCGCGGCAACCCUCUUCUGCUUCUUUCUCCAGCCCGAGACCAUCCACACCAGGCGUGCCGAUGAACUCGAAGGACUGCCGAGGAAAGAGCGAGCAGUCAAGAUGUGGCAGUGGCUGAACCCCUUUCGAGUCAUCAAGUUGUAUCGCUAUCCCAACAUCCUGCUUACGGGACUGGCUUCGAGUUCGCUGGUGUGGAACAUGUACUCGCUCCUUACGCCCAUUCGAUACGUCUUGAACCCGCGCUUCAACCUGCAGUCGCCGCUGCAGUCUGGACUGUUUUACAUUGCACCGGGCUGCGGCUAUCUCGUCGGCACUUUUGUUGGCGGUCGCUAUGCUGAUCGCGUGGUCAAGAAAUACAUUCGCAAGCGUGGCGAGCGUGUUUCCGAGGACCGCCUGCGAAGCUGUGUCUUGUUUCUCGGCGUCCUGAUGCCCGGAUGUAUGCUCAUCUAUGGGUGGAGCGUCGAGAAGCGCGUUGGGGGUGUCGCCCUGCCGGUUAUCAUGAUGUUCUUGCAGGGCGUGGGCCAGCUCUUCUGCUUCCCCAGCCUCAACACUUACUGCCUGGAUGUCAUGCAAGGCCGCAGCGCCGAGGUUGUCGCUGGCAACUACUUUAUGCGUUACAUGUUCGCAGCAGGAGGGUCUGCCGCCUGUCUGCCUGCUGUUCGAGCCAUGGGCGUAGGCUGGUUCACGACCAUCAGCGCUCUCUUUCUUGUUGCGGGCGCAACGGCAACCCAUGUCACGGCAGUGUAUGGAAAGGCAUGGCGCACUGCUAUUGAAGAGAAGAAGGCAGCUCGGAAGGCGGGCGACAACAAAGCCUAGGUGACUACGACAGGAUAUCCAGGAGCCGGGAUCAGCAUACAUAGUCGUCUGACGUCGACGCCGGUAGUGAUUGGGCCGAGCGGCGUGUUUUGAUGUACACCUAGUAGUAGUAGUAGUCCUCACCGGAAACUAUAGCGGCAUGGCAGUAGGCGUAUGUACAUAGUCGUGGCCCGUGGCAAUGAAUCGGUCUCGCAGCUGAAAAGCACGCCGCUGCCAACCCAUGGCGGCGCAUUACAACUCGCUGCCGCCGC
This is a messenger RNA of Exserohilum turcica Et28A, 2244 nucleotides long. RefSeq lists its product as uncharacterized. The record is from RefSeq and is a predicted model, not a curated record. The transcript is spliced from 3 exons. Gene Ontology annotation, biological process: transmembrane transport. Gene Ontology annotation, molecular function: transmembrane transporter activity. Lineage: Eukaryota; Fungi; Ascomycota; Dothideomycetes; Pleosporales; Pleosporaceae. The coding region runs from base 449 to 1993 and encodes 514 amino acids.